Molecule: messenger RNA, 1338 nt
Organism: Chironomus riparius
Lineage: Eukaryota; Metazoa; Arthropoda; Insecta; Diptera; Chironomidae
Source: the annotation of a GenBank genome assembly
AUGGCUUUAAAAGUUUCUUCAACGCCAUCAGAGAUGAACAUAAGUGUACCCAAUAUCAUAAAAAUUGAAAAGCUGUUGCAUGACACAGCAUAUAGUGAAUUAAUAGAAUUAAGUUCAAAUUUCAAUACGAGAUUACGUGUGGAAAGGAAGUUGCGAAUGCCAUUUCUUGAUCCACAAACAGGCGUCGCACAAAAUCAUUCAAAUUUAUUUAUGAAAAAGGCACAGAGGAUGCCUGGAAUGAGAGAUGGUCAAAUUUAUUCAUAUCCAUCGCUUAGAUGGAGAAAGGCGAAACGUCAAUACUUGACAAAUGCUAACUCAUAUCCAUGGAAUUAUCGUCCAUUUGGAAGGUUUCGAGAAAAUGAGUUUGAGGCAAUUUCCAAUACCGAGCACUUCCCAACAGUUACAGAAGAUUCAUCUUCGUUCAGACCAGGAAUCACAGACGACAGUCACAGUAAGGAUUCGCAUAAAGAUGAUGGCUCAAAAGGUUCUGGAUGGUAUUACGAUGAGAUGGACAUGCAUGAGAUUGACAAUUUUGAAGAUCCAGAAGAGGAUUCAGAUGAUGACUUUAUGGAGCCAAGAAGUGGACGAAAAAAGAGAGCAUCAGGUCGUGGACCAGGUUCAGCUCGUCGUUCGAGGGUUGAAAGAGAUCCAGAUUCACGUCGUGGUCGAGGUCGUGGACGGGGAAAGAAAGCAACAAAUCCAUCAGCAGCCAUUGACAACAAUUCAAAUAGUAGUGAUAAGUUCAGUGAGUUUUCUAAACGACGCACAAAUCCACCACCUCAAAUCACGACAAUCCAUAAUCCGAAUCCAAAUGAUAUUGAAGCUAUUCCAGAGCAUAAAAUUCCAACGACAGAACGAGGCAAGACUCAUUUUGAGGAGGAGAGAAGCUUAAUCAGCACAACAGCUUCAACGUCAUCGUCAGUUUUGCCGACAAGUAUGGGCUUUAUAAAUAAGCCACAACCAGGCGAGAAGAAUGACAAGCCAAGAGCAUCUCCAUCGCCAUAUUGUGAUUUCUGUUUAGGAGAUACGAAGGAGAAUAAGAAGACAGGCUUUCCAGAAGAAUUGGUUUCAUGUUCCGACUGUGGACGAAGUGGACAUCCAACAUGCUUGCAAUUCACUGAAAACAUGAUUAUUUCCGUGAAAAAAUAUCGAUGGCAAUGUAUCGAAUGUAAAUGUUGUAGCAUUUGUGGUACGAGUGAGAAUGACGAGACUUUAUUGUUCUGUGACAGUUGUGAUGCUGGUUUUCACAUGUAUUGUCUAUCGCCUCCUCUGACACAACCACCUGAAGGAAGCUGGGACUGCAAAUCUUGCAUUGAAACGUUUUACAAAAACAAAUAA